AUGACACAAGAGUACGACGAUCCGCCAGCGGAUGUGGAGAGGUCUGCCACGCCAGACGAGGCCUCGGACGCACCCCAAUUCUAUAACGAUGCUCGCGAUGUGUAUGGCAAGAUCUUUAGCACAAAUUUUGGGAUUUUAUGUGCGGGGUUUAAUGACUCCGCACUCGGAGUCUUGAUCCCUUACAUCCAGCCUUGGUAUAGUAUCGGUCUUCUCGAAAUAUCCUAUAUCUAUCUGGUCAAUUUCGUUGGCGGUUUCUCUGCAUCCUUCGCUAGCAUCCAUAUCUGUUCACAUCUAGGAACAGGCGGGACUCUGGUCGUGGGUGUCAUAGUACAAAAUGCCGGCUAUGCACUCAUGGUCUGGGCCCCGUCGUACGCUUUCUUCGUUGCGGCGUUUCUGCUCACAGGCUUCGGAGUCACACUUCAAGAUGCCCAAGCCAAUAGCUUCACCGUCACCGUCCGCAACUCCCAUCGUUGGCUAGGUGUUCUCCACGCAAUCUAUGGUGCCGGUACUAUCAUCGGCCCAUUGGUCGCCAACGCUGUCGCCACGUACACUCCGAGAUGGCAACUCUUCUACCUCGUGAACCUUGUCCUCGGAGUUCUGAACGUGUCAUGCAUAGCUUGGACCUUCCGCCACGGUCUCUUCAAGCCGAAUGUUGCCGGUGCAAAAGAAACUGCAGGCCGCGAGCUGCGGGAGACUUUGAGCCAUUCUGCAAUCUGGUACCUCACUGGAUUUUUCUUGCUCUAUGUUGGGGCCGAAAUAAAUCUUGGAGCUUGGAUAGUGCAGUUCCUAGUUGAGGUGCGCAAUGGCGAUCCAGAAAAGGUUGGCUACGUUGCAUCCAUCUUCUGGGCUGGCUUUACCUUAGGCCGCAUCGCUUUGGCAGAUGUGACCCAUCGGUUCGGCGAGAGGCGUAUGGUUUUCAUAUACAUCGCACUAGCUUUGGCGUUCCAGCUUAUGUUCUGGCUGAUUCCAAACAUUAUUGCCAACGCCAUCUCGGUUUGCUUGCUAGGAUUCUUCAUCGGCCCAUUCUACCCAGUCGGACUGUAUGUUAUCACCACUGUCCUUCCGCAAGAGCUCCAUCUCGGGGCAAUAGGAUUCACCGCCAGUUUCGGAUCCAUUGGCUGUGCUAUAUUCCCUUUCCUGACCGGAGCGAUAGCUUCGCGCGCGGGAGUAGAAGCCCUGCACCCGAUUAUGAUAACCUUGCUUGUUGGCAUGACUAUCUUUUGGGCGUUCGUUCCGAAACAGGGACGUAUACAGCUGACAUGA
Aspergillus calidoustus is the source of this 1263-nucleotide messenger RNA. The record is from the annotation of a GenBank genome assembly. NCBI's taxonomy places the organism in Eukaryota, Fungi, Ascomycota, Eurotiomycetes, Eurotiales, Aspergillaceae.